Sclerotinia borealis F-4128 is the source of this 912-nucleotide messenger RNA. The record is from the annotation of a GenBank genome assembly. NCBI's taxonomy places the organism in Eukaryota, Fungi, Ascomycota, Leotiomycetes, Helotiales, Sclerotiniaceae.
AUGGCGGAUAUAGCAGCGGAAUUGGAGGAAGGAGGAUUCAAGAGAACCUUGAAAGAUUUAUUUGCUGGAGCUGCUGGGGGUGUUGCUCAGGUUUUAUUGGGUCAACCCUUCGACAUAGUCAAAGUUCGUCUCCAAACCACUACACAAUACGCAAAUGCUCUUGAAGCGGCUCAAACUAUCUACCGCAACGAAGGUGCCUUCGCCUUCUACAAAGGUACUCUUACACCUUUAAUCGGUAUCGGAGCCUGUGUUUCCGUCCAAUUUGGAGCAUUUCACCAAGCCCGUCGUUACCUCGAAUCCUAUAACACAUCUCGCAACCCCCUCUUUCCAGGUCUUUCCUACGCACAAUACUAUGCCGCAGGUGCCUUUGCCGGUAUCGCCAAUUCUGGUAUCUCUGGUCCUAUAGAACACGUGAGAAUCAGGUUACAGACGCAACCUCACGGUGCAGGAAGACUCUACAAUGGACCCGUGGAUUGUGUUCGGAAAUUGUCUGCUCACGAAGGCGUUCUCAAAGGUCUUUAUCGCGGUGAAGCCGUUACCAUUAUCCGAGAAGCUCAGGCUUAUGGUGUAUGGUUCCUUUCUUUCGAAUACAUGAUGAACAGUGACGCUGCCCGCAACAAAAUCGAACGGAAAGAUAUUUCGAGCUGGAAAAUCGCACUUUAUGGAGGUCUAGCCGGAGAAGCAUUGUGGCUAGCUAGUUACCCAUUUGAUGUUGUGAAGAGCAAGAUGCAGAGCGAUGGAUUUGGUGAGAAGAUGAAGUACAAUGGAAUGAGAGACUGUUUUGCGAAGACAUGGAGAGCGGAGGGAGCAAGAGGGUUCUGGAAGGGCAUUUUCCCAACACUGUUGAGGGCUAUGCCGGUCAGUGCGGGGACGUUUGCGGUGGUGGAGAUGACUAUGAGAGCGAUUUCUUAG